Molecule: messenger RNA, 3337 nt
Organism: Branchiostoma floridae (Florida lancelet)
Lineage: Eukaryota; Metazoa; Chordata; Leptocardii; Amphioxiformes; Branchiostomatidae
Exons: 1
Coding region: 285-1739 (484 amino acids)
Molecular function (GO): nucleic acid binding
Source: RefSeq, a predicted model, not a curated record
AGUCCCAACAAGGUUCCAAAUACAUACUCGUUGCGGUCGACUAUUUUACCAAGUUUGUUGAAAUUUUCCCCCUAGCCGACGACACCGCCCCUUCAGUUGCCAAAAGCUUUUACCAGGGUUGGGUCUGUAGACACGGGGUCCCUACAUCCCUACAUACUGACAGAGGAUCCAACUUUCAAUCAAUACUGGUAACGGAGCUUUGUAAGUACCUGAAAACCCAUAAAACACGGACCACAUCGUACCACCCCCAAUCUGAUGGGUUGGUCGAACGUUUCAACAGGACAAUGGGCGCUAUGCUCAGGGCCUACGUUCGGCAAUCUGACCAGCGGGAUUGGGACUUCCACCUUCCCGCGGUACAGUUCGCAUAUAACACAAGUUGUCAGGCCACAACAGGUUUUUCCCCUUACUUUUUGAUGCACGGGCGUGAAGCCCGCCUUCCCGUGCACCUCCUCACAGGGGUGCACUGUGACUCUACCUCCACUUCGGAGUUUGUUGCAGCGCUCAACGACAAAAUGCCCGCUAUUUUCAAAUUGGUGCAGCAACACACGGCCCAGAAACAAGCUCGACAGAAAGAACUAUUCGAUUCCAAGGUCUAUGGACAGCCACAUGCUGUGGGUGACCUGGUGCUAGUACGGAAUAACGCCGGGAAACCUGGCCUGGCCCGGAAGCUGGCCAACAAGUUCCAUGGCCCGUACGAAGUAUUGAGUAGGGUAGGGGACAAUGCCUACCGGGUGAAAAACACCCGUGGCCGACGGCAAAUUGAUGUGGUAAAUUUCGAACAUCUCAAGGCCCUUACUCCACAGAUGUUUGAUCCUGACUAUGACCCCAGGCAAGAGGGUCGCCGUCCGACGCGCAGGCGUCGUAAAGCUAACCACGUGACUUCUCCCCCUAGGCCACCAAUCUCGGAAACCUCACCCACCGACGGCGAUGACGAAGAGUCUGACGAUGAAGCCCCGAGCGAGGACCCUGUAACCCCCCAAGGACAUAGCUCCGCGGGGUCCCCUCCCUCUUAUGUUUCAGAUCCGUCCUUAUCUGACACCGAACCCAAGUGGCUCCGAGCACCUGUGGCGCAGCGUCGACCCUCAGCGCCGUCAUCCCCUACGCACAACCGGCCACCUGACACAGCACAGACGGCACCCAUCCAGUCACCUGGCCCCGACCCACCACGUCCCCAGACACCUGUUCCAGAUCCGACACCGGCACCAGCCCAGACACCUGUUCCACAUACGACACCGGCACCAGCCCUGACACCUGUUCCAGAUCCGACAUCGGCUCCAGAUCCGACACCUGUUCCAACCCCGACACCUGUUCCUGCUCCGACACCUGCUGCGCCACCUACUCCGACACCUGCUCCGACCGACACGACAGCGACAACAUCAUCACCUGUCCUUCCGUCGCCGUUACCGCAACGUACCAACCGGCGUCGUCGUAGACAACCGCGAGACAUGAACAAUUUUAUAUGCUUCCCGGACGCGUAUACCUCCAGUGACAGCAACAGUGAUACAAAUCAUGUCCACCCCAAUGUAUGCCAGGUCACUAAUAGUUUAGACGUGGGGCUGACUACACAGUGCCAACCUUCGGAUAGGUCGUGUCCCGGGGGGGAACAGUUCAGUGAAGGUCCCCCUGCCCGUCCCUUGGAACCCUCAACUUACGACCUCUCGCCAAAUAGAUGGAAUCCGGUGGCCCAUUUCAUGACAGCUGUAGUCCGGGCCUUCACCAGCCCACCGAAACCUUUCUAAGAAAUUCAUGUCAAAUUAGGAGUGGAAAAUUCUUCGUUCCGUCGAAGUCCUUCGUGUUCUCUCGUGGUUCGGGCACCCCCCCCCCCCUCCCCAGGUUCUAUGUCCCCCAGAGGAACGGGAUUUGACCCUCUGCCUGCCCCGUCCUCUCUCUCCUUGUCGUGACUCGCCUCACACAUAGACGGGCAUGGUUAAAUCCCCUAAAAAGUUCCGUAGUGACGUGACCGUAGCGGGGUGUCCUUCCUCCAACCACUUUCGAUCGGGUUUCCGUACUUAGGUACUUACGGUUUGGCAAGCUUUUUCCUCCUCCUCGGUUUCGGCUACUGAUUGUGUAAAUGCGGGCAGAUUUCAGCCUUCUAGCUGUCCUAAAGUGGUCUCCUAAAAAAGCAAACGAUUCCACGAAAGCAGAUGUAGUAGUUAUUAGCAGGGACGAAUUGUUAGGGAUUAAGGUAGUGGGACCGCCUCGUUCUUUUCUCCGUUGGGACCCGUUUUCCCUUCCGAACGCGUUGGCACUCACUAGUCCCCUCCUCGUCUGGCAACCAAGGACCCGCCAAAGUGCAGUGGGUCCCGAGCAAAAACGCUCUCAAACUGGUUAGACCGGGUUCGACAUGAUUUAUCCUGUCUGUGUGUAUUACUCGGGUACAGAGUCUUGUCUACGUUGAUGUGUGUACAAAAUGCUUUUGAUGAUAUGAUUACUAAUGUUCGGAACUUUGAUGAUGUUACUGUUCAGGAAAGUACUUUGGUAUUAUGGUGCUCCGUUAUUCUGAUGCUUCGAUGACCUUAUUGUUUGGGAAAUUGUUUUGGUAUUGUUUGGUAUUUGUUUGGUAUCGGUAUUUUGGAUUUUGUUGUCAUGCCUUCUGUUGCUUUCUAUAUGUAAUGUUGUUUCGAAUUCAUUCUGUAUGGUGCCAUGAUGUAUUUUAUGUGAUUCUGUAUUCAACGAGAUUCUCACCUAAGUGUCAAAGUCGAUACAAUUGAUUUUUUUUUACUUGAUUUGUACUUAAUGAGAUUGAAAGACCAGUCGUAUCUGAGUCGAUGCGAUAAAUUUUUUUUCUCUCUUCAUCUGUACUUAGUGAGCCGACAUUGAUGUAUGCUAAGGUGUGAGUUAUGGUGUACGUAUGGUUCCGGGUAUUCGAAAUUCAUUGUGACAUUCUUACGUGAUUUAUUAGUUAAAGUUAGUUCAAUCUUACUGAGAUAUGUUAAAUGAUGCGGGAGCAUCAUUAAGCGUUGCGGGGGGGAUGGUGUAGCAAGUCUGUUAUUACGUUGGGCGGCCCAGGGGUCACGUGGUGAGAGCACGUGACCAUGGGCGCGCCCUGACGUCAGCUAGGCCACGCCCCGCAGCGCUCGCGUAAGCUCCGCCUUCCAAAUGAUGUAAUAUAAGACGCGGUACGCGCUAGUUAGACUAGAAGCAGACUCAGGGACAAGGUCAACCGCAUCUUCCGCCGCCGUAGUUACGUAACCGGUUAGUUAAUAUCAUCCACCCGCAUCUGUCCAGGUAUCUUAUCUUGCAUUAUUUGUAUUAAGCCAGUCUUUAUCAUUACCUCCGUUCACUUGCCUAAACUGUAUACCAUCGGUCGUAGUAAUAAAGAUCACAUCAAACUGUA